CCACGCUAGCUUUCGGAACACAGUCUCCACCACGACACUCUUGGAGCGAACGCGUCGUGAUUGGGCGAUCCAAUGGUGUAGAAGAAGUGUUCUUCGCAAUGGCGGGGCGGACACUUCUGCACGCGACUGCUGGCUGACAAUGGCUGCUGAAGGAUUUGCGAAACCUUGGGUUGAGUUUGAGGAGGAAUUCGGCGAGCGUCCGCUGCUCUAUGGACCGAUUUCGAAUUGCAUCGAUGGCUUCACGAAGCUUGGGGCAAAGAUGGUCACCAAAUAUACCUUCCCGCCCCCCGACCCGGCCGUGAAGACGGAAGAUCGAACAAUCGAUGGCGGAUUGAAGGUGCGCAUCUACACGCCGGAGGGAUAUUCUGGAGGCAAGCCAGUUGGUGUGUACUACCAUGGUGGAGGAUGGGCUAUGGGCGACCUCGACGGCGACGACCCGUUCUGUCGGUCCAUCUCCAAAGGCGGCGGUGUUGUGCUCGUCUCGGUCGAGUACGGGCUUGCGCUGCAGAACAAGCACCCUGGUCUGAUCAACGACUGCUGGAGUGGUCUGCAAUGGACGCUGAAGAACGCGAAGGAGCUCGGCGGUAUCGAGGGCAAGAUUUUUACAGCUGGUGUUUCGGCCGGAGGUCAACUUGCGCUUGGUCUGGCGCUAAAGGCGAUCGAUGAGGGUUUGGGAGACAGCAUUGUCGGAGUGGUAGCGCAAGUUCCUGCCACAGUACACCCAGCAGGUGUUCCAGAGGAACUGAAGUCCAAGUACACUUCAAUGGACGAGCAUAAAGAUCACACCAUUGACACAGCCGACGCAUUGCAUGCCUUUUGGGAGGCGUUCGGUGCACCACCUACUGAUUCGUAUGCCUCGCCGCUUCUACACCACAAGAUCAACGACUUGAAGAAGGUAUACCUUACCGUGGCUGGGCACGACACGCUCCGAGACGAUGGGCUUCUGUUCAAACAAAAGCUCGACGCGAACAAGGUGCCGAAUAAGCUUGACUUCUACGGGGGAUACCCCCACUACCACUGGACCUGGCCAUCUGCCAAGCUCGAUGAGCCUAGGAAGGAGUACAAUGAGAACGUUGCGGAAGGGGUUCAGUGGGUGAUAUCAUAACCGCUCACUAUUGAAUCAAGUUCGUCUCCAGAGGGGGUACGCCAGGCGAUUGGAACGGAGCAUUUCAUUUAACGAUUCCUCGCCUCCCGCGAAACGACGGUCACGUGAGGUACAGUUCCGCCGCGUAGUAGCCUCGUCUAAUGCCCAUCGGUAUAUUUGCAACGCGGCCAGCGUGAACUCUAGAUAGCGAGAAAGUUCAACGCGAAUCAUGUGUC
Messenger RNA from Trematosphaeria pertusa, 1320 nucleotides. RefSeq names its product alpha/beta-hydrolase. The record is from RefSeq and is a predicted model, not a curated record. The transcript has 4 exons. Bases 140 to 1105 code for a protein of 321 amino acids. Gene Ontology annotation, molecular function: hydrolase activity. NCBI's taxonomy places the organism in Eukaryota, Fungi, Ascomycota, Dothideomycetes, Pleosporales, Trematosphaeriaceae.